AUGUUCGUUUCGUGGCAAAAUGAAAAUGGGAUGGAUUGCAAACUCAUCGGUCCAGAGACCAAAUGCCUCUGUCAGUGCCGGUACAAACGACACCAGACGGAUGUGACGGAGAUAAAUGAAAAGACGAAGAAGAUUCCUUGCGCCGACUGCGGGUGUAAAGGAUUUACAUAUGUCCCGGCAAAUGGUCCCCGACAGCUCCGAUGCGGGCGAUGCAAGUGCGAAGCAAGUGUUCAUAACGCGAAAGUGACGCCUUUUAAGUGCCUAAAGUGCUCGAAAUGCCCUGGUUUCAUGACUGCUGCUCGUUGCUCUUGCGGAAAACUCGCGCCAGCUCACCGUUUGGUUGUGGAAUCGAAAGAAGAACGCGCUGCUGCAGGAAAACCGAUCGGAAUUGAUUGCAUUUACAAAGCGAUGGGUGGAAUCACCGGCUUCUCAAGUCUUCUCGACGGAGCGCAGAGGCUUGAUCCAAGUGGACUUGGCGACUUUCCUUCGAUAGCCGCUGCAUAUAAAGCUCUAGAGUAG
Molecule: messenger RNA, 519 nt
Organism: Oikopleura dioica
Lineage: Eukaryota; Metazoa; Chordata; Appendicularia; Copelata; Oikopleuridae
Source: the annotation of a GenBank genome assembly